This is a messenger RNA of Bolinopsis microptera, 2446 nucleotides long. RefSeq lists its product as uncharacterized. The record is from RefSeq and is a predicted model, not a curated record. The coding region runs from base 122 to 1465 and encodes 447 amino acids. The transcript is spliced from 3 exons. Lineage: Eukaryota; Metazoa; Ctenophora; Tentaculata; Lobata; Bolinopsidae.
CUGCGUGUGUAGGGUGACGCAGCAAGCUCUAGCGAUAUCAUACAGCCCGGUAUAUAAAUAAUAUCCAAACUACGGGAGGGAUGUAAUUAGAGAAGGUUUGUCAGACCCACAGGAAUUUAGAAUGUUGCUUGAUAUUUCGUUGAGUUUGUUUGCGCUCCUCUGUCUUUGUGAGAGUGGUCAUUAUACCCUCGAGAAUAAGACAGGUGAUGGCAGUCUUGGAGCUGAUGGCAGCCUCGGGAAUAUGGUGUUUCCGGAGGGAGCAGGUCUGGAGAGCUUGUCACUGAUUAUUGAACGGGCAAAUCAAUCCUUCAUUAGGAUGAAAUCCAUAUCUACUGAGGCGGACAAAGCUGCCUCAGAAAUGGAAGAGCUGAUUAAUAUCCUGCAGAAAUUCCGUGUUAAGGAUGGAAGUACCGGUGUAGCUACUCCUACAGAGUCUGAUUAUCCUUCAACCCAGCUACCUCUUGAAGAAGAUGUUAGCUCUUCAGGGCAACUUCCCGAGUCGACUACAGAUGAAUCAGAAGAGGAAGCUGAGGAUGAAAAUUAUUCAGAGUCUGAUUAUCCUUCAACCCAGCUACCUCUUGAAGAAGAUGUUACCUCUUCAGGGCAACUUCCCGAGUCGACUACAGAUGAAUCAGAAGAGGAAGCAGAGGAUACAAAUUAUUCAGAGUCCGAUUAUCCUUCAACCCAGCUACCCCCUGAGGAAGAUAUUACCUCUUCAGGACAACUUCCUGAGUCGACUACAGAUGAAUCAGAAGAGGAAGCUGAGGAUGGAACCCCCUACACAACCCGCCCCGAAGGAUCAACCGAACCGCUAACUGUGUUCCCAGAAGCGGAUGAUCAAGCGCUACCGUUUAACUGCCAUUAUAAUUUUACCAGCCAACAAAUCCCCGGAAAUCCUAAAUCAACUUGUGCUACUUGGUUGUUAGAUAACUAUCAUAAACAUAAAGAGGGUUGGAGAUCUUGUCACGAUGCUGAUUAUCAUCGUUAUGAUGAAAGUGGGUUGUUUGAAAAAACAACGUGUUCCGACUACACCAGUCAAUGUGGAAGCGAUCAGACCGACAAGGCUUGCUGUGCAAUGGUGUUAUGUGAGAUUCAAAGAGUUACCUUUUUUUAUCAAGGGCCCAAUAAAAAAAUAGAAGAAGCUGAGGAAGACGAGGAGGGAACUGAACCUGAGGAAGGACCCCAUGAUUUAGCUACGGGUGCUUGCCAGGAUCGAUAUCAUCAUAAUCUUGAUAACGCCUGCGUCAAAUGGAUGUUUGAACACUAUCAUUUGGUCAAGACUCGGUUUCGUUGGCAGAGGUGCUCGGAGUUUGACUACAGUAAACAUAGUAAAAAGGGGUGCGGUAAGCUGAAAAGACAAUGCGAAAAAGCUGAAGCGAAGCAGCAGAGCUCUGCAAACGAGCUCUGCUGUGCGUCCAUAAACUGCUACGGUAGGAGGAGGCAUUUUCUGAGACUGAGCGGUUGAAGAACUUGAUAACUCGUGACGGCAUCACAUUUCAUAUGACGUCAUAUCUUUUCACUUGACGUCAUAUCUCAUCACGUGACGUCACUUCUAUUCACGUGACCUCAUCACAUCCAUAUGGACAUUAUUGUGGACGAUAAAAAGAUCUGGGAUUUUUAUAUUUUGUUGUCGAAUGUUGAGGAAGCAGAAAAUAAACUUGAGGGGGCUCUGAUAAUUGUUAAAUCAAUUGUAGCUGUUUCCCUGGUUUAUCUUAUAAUUAAAACGGACAUGAAUUGUGAAGGGACACAUAAAAUUUGGCAGAUUUAACUGUUAUCAUUAUCUUUAGCCAGCUGGCCUUUACUCCUUCCUCUUCUCAUUUUCUGGACAGCCGAACUGGUAAUUCAUAAUCUGGAGAUAAUAUUAUUUAUAGACUUAUUAUUAUAGAAUGUUAACAUAAUAUAAUACUCUGUUACAAAAUUAUUGUUUUUAUCUUCUCGAAGUUUCUCUUUAUAUGGUAGCUUAAUUUCAGUAUUAUAUACUUUUCACAGUUGAUUCGUUAGGAUUCAUGUGAGAGUAUUUCAUCAUUUAUCUCGAACUUUUAACAUUUUUUUAAAUGAAAUAAUUAUCAGUUUUAAAUGUAACAGCUCGCAAACUGCAAUGUUUUCCCAAUUCUGCAGUAAAUUUUACGGUGUCGAUAUGUCUUUCACGAUGGUUCAUUGCAGGUAAACAUUGUGUCCUUAUUAGAUUUAAGCUUCAGGAAUAAAAUAUGAGAUAAAUAACGUUGUUCGUUAAUUAAAUUACCAAUUGAGCCGAGGUUGUAUUUUUAGAAAAACACUGACUGAAGGGUAUAACGGGUUUGGAGUGCUGGUAAUUUGUGUUCUUGAAUCAUGAGUUUAAAUUAAUCAAACUUUAAUUAUUGUUCAGAUCUUUAUGUAUUGGAUUAACUUGUAGAUUUCGUAUAUUUAUCCGCAAAUGUAUACGCUGUUUCUGAUUUAAUGUGAAAAA